AUGGCGUACAUAGACCGCAUGAUUGACAUACAGCUUGCAUUUGGGUACGAUGUCGGAAAGGGUUUCGUGACGGGUGCUCAAGAAGUAUGUACGCUGCUCCCACAGCUAGUCGACAACAAACAAAUACAAGACAUGCUUACCGCACAACUGGAUAACGACAGGUUGGUAGUAACCCGUCAGCUCGGGUUACUCCAGCGCGACCGGCCGUGGACUGCCAUCACUGUGAAGACCAGGCAGGCCACCACCUCCACACUCAACAUCAUGAUCCUCGACGCCAUGCAGCUGAAGGAGGAAGGAUUUUUGGACGAAAUGGAAUACAGAUUACUGCUGAGUGCGAUUCGAGAGAAAAUUCAGAUGUGUCGUCACAAAGGCAGCUUGGUGGCGCCCUCUUCGCCUGAGACUCAACUCCGCGCAGUAUCGUGGCUGCAAGGCAACGAGCGGAUAGCAGACUACUUCUUAGAACAUUCGGACAUACUGAACUUUAAUAUUAAUGAUAUAUUGAUAUCUAGAGGGGACGAGCCCAAAGGCAUGUACAUCCUAGUAUCAGGUCUGCUAGAAGCCACCUACAUACCCCCAGACGAGGAUAUUGAUGAAGCUAUACCCAAUUACGAGUUCAUCACGGACCUCAAGUUCGGAGACCCCAGCCAGGACUAUAUCGUGUCUGGUAACGCUGUGGGAGUACUUGGGGUGCUAACAAACCGUCCAUAUAGCUACACAGUCCGCUGUGACUCCGCGGUACAAGCCUACUACAUCACCAUGCCCGUCAUUAAAGAAGCAUUCAAUCUAGCUCCACAUCCUAUCAUGGGCCUCGAAGCGUCAAUGUGGCGUGAGAUUGGCAUCAAGUUAAGUAUGAUGGUGCUCCCGACAGUCCCCGCCUACCACGGCUGGCCGGUGGAACGACUCAGUAUGAGGCUGGAGCACGCCUUCGUACCCUGUCUUAAAGCUUUUAAGGUGUUCGUGGUAAACGAGUUGAUGGAAGACAUAGUGCUGUUGGAUGGUAUCUGCCAGGACAUGGCCACCAGAGAGGUGUUCCAGCCACCUGCUUACAUACCCAGGACGGCUCACCGCUUAAUAUUCCCGAAGUCGUCCCAGCUGAUAGUAUCAGGCAGCUGUCCGGAGACCAAACUACUGAUAGUACCAGCCAAGGAUACUGACGAGCUAGACAUCUUGGAGGACGAGGUCGAUGACCUGCAGUGUGAACUGGUGUCAAACGUAUCGUCUCGUUGCCUAUACCACCGCGUGGCCCGACGCAUCUCAGUGGAGUCUCGGGCGGCGGUGUCGCGCAGAGGCCGCGGCAAACGACGCCGGGCUGGCAAGAGAGUCAACUAUCGGGAGUCCGUUUGGGGCAAGCAGAUCUCAUCGCAAAUAUUGAGUGGUGCAAGCGAGAGGGACAUGUCUUCAAAGUAUUUUAAGCCCAGCGUCAGUGAUAUUCCUGAAAAACUGCAAGCUCCGACGAAACCAAAAGAUAUCGUGAAGGCACCUCCAUUGAAUAUUCCAGUAAUAAAUGAAUUGCCCAGCAGACCAAAUGGCACUGCUACUUCUUCAGGGCAGAAUUCCGAAGAAGAGAUCUACAACACUUUGCUGACUAACAAACUAAAGAAACCAUCAACUACAAAGGUCAAUAAAGGCAAUACUAAAUAG
Messenger RNA from Spodoptera littoralis (African cotton leafworm), 1641 nucleotides. Lineage: Eukaryota; Metazoa; Arthropoda; Insecta; Lepidoptera; Noctuidae. The record is from the annotation of a GenBank genome assembly.